This is a messenger RNA of Cucurbitaria berberidis CBS 394.84, 2442 nucleotides long. Its product is annotated as CP2 transcription factor family protein-like protein. The coding region runs from base 1 to 2442 and encodes 813 amino acids. Gene Ontology annotation, cellular component: nucleus. Gene Ontology annotation, biological process: regulation of transcription by RNA polymerase II. The record is from RefSeq and is a predicted model, not a curated record. NCBI's taxonomy places the organism in Eukaryota, Fungi, Ascomycota, Dothideomycetes, Pleosporales, Cucurbitariaceae. Gene Ontology annotation, molecular function: DNA-binding transcription activator activity, RNA polymerase II-specific; RNA polymerase II cis-regulatory region sequence-specific DNA binding. The transcript is spliced from 5 exons.
AUGUUUCGCAACCGAACCAAUUCGCAAAAACCCGACGGGAAGCUGCUAGAUGAAUUCAAGGCCACCUUUCCGCAUCUCGCACAGCGCUCGCACUCUCUCACAGGCCCACAAGGCUCCUCACUCGCAGAUGCGCUCGAUGUCGCGCAUCCCACCCGACAGGCGGGCGAUCACGAAGACAUCAAGGACCAAGACCCGACUCCGCGCGGGAACAACGAGCCGUGGAGAUUCACCCCAUCUUUGCUCGACCCCAACAGCUUUGCAUUUACCUCUUUUGCAAACCAGCCCCCUGGCUACUACACGCCUACACCAGGCGGCACCAACACGCUCUACCACAGCCAGGCCGGCGAUCUGCACACGCCCGGCUUCAGCUUUGGCCUAGGGACACCACUGUCGCUACCCACCUCGGAAGGCGCGCUGCACGCUGGCCAGACCGCACCCACAGGUCAUCUUCAUGGUUUCAAUCCUCAUGCCAUCGGAACCCAUCAUCACUUCCAAAAUGUCAACCCCUUCAACCUGCAGCCUCAACAUUCCCAGUCGUUUGCGCCGCAUCAGUUCACAAAUCAACCUUCCGCAUUCGAACAUGGUGCAUUGGCGCAAUCUCAUGAGGACGCGCCAAUGGACAACAUGGUUCCAGAGGUCGACAUGCAAGAUCAAUCGCCUCUGAUUGGCUUUGCACCUCACUCCUACGACGGAAACCUUGCGGCCACAGUCGCAUCAGCGCCUCCUCCAAAUCAAAACUUCCGAUACCACGUUACUUUGAACGCACCGACUGCAAUGAUCAAACAGUCAGACGAAGUUCCAGUGACCUACCUCAACAAAGGCCAAGCCUACUCAAUUUCCCUCGUGGACACAGCCCCGGUUCAAACACCUUCACCAUCUCUAAAGUACAGGACCUUUAUUCGUAUUUCAUUCGAGGACGAACAGCAGCGACAACGCCCCGCCGCUUGCUGGCAGUUGUGGAAAGAGGGCCGCGGGACCAACGAGGCACACCAACGUGGUGGGCGUCUGCAAGCUGUUGAAUUCGUAGACCCAAGCCAGGUUGGCGGGGGUGACGCCCAGGGACGGCCAAAAGUAGAGCUCGAGUCUUCUUCCUUUGACGGAUUUUCCGUCACAUGGACGCCUAACCACAACGCUACGCCCGAAUGCUCUUUGGCUGUACGCUUCAACUUCCUCUCUACCGACUUCAGUCAUUCCAAGGGCGUCAAAGGCAUUCCAGUUCGGUUAUGCGCCAAAACUGAGCUAAUCACCGACGUCACUGCAUCGCCCCAAGAGAGGAUGGAUGCCGAGCUUUGCUAUUGCAAGGUCAAGCUUUUCCGAGACCAUGGCGCCGAGCGAAAACUGUCAAACGACGUUGCACAUGUCAAGAAGACCAUCGACAAGUUGAAGCAACAGAUUGCGCAGGUUGAGUCUGGAAUGAAAGACUUCGGCAAGCGCAAGCGCAGCGGGUCGAUAUCCAGGGGCAGUGCUGGCUCAAGACCGGGAAAAGUGCCCAAGCACAAGAGAACAUGGUCCAUGUCUUCAGCAAGCUCAGCAUCGGGUGCUCGUGCACCUGCUGAAGAAGACCUACACAUCAAGCUGGCAGCUCUGCAGGACAUGUUUAGCUCCACCAGACCUGUCAGCGUCUUGUAUCUGAACGGAGCUGAGCAAGACGAUCCAGACCUCCAUCCGGUGCAACUAUCUGCAACUCCCGAGGAGUUGUCCAAGAUCGAUACCAGUGUAGAUGCGCAAAUGUGGGAGGCACAAGGUUCUCAAACCGGCGCCUCAUCAAUCGUGUCUCCAACCCCGAGUUCACAAUCUCUCCACUCUGAAAAGCGUCGAACUUCCUCGUUUCAACGUCCGAAGCCUUUCCAACCACCCUCGCGCAUGUCAUCUAACGAAUGGAGAAGCCUCCCGCAAACAGCUACCGGGGACCUCAAAGGCAUGGUUAGCGUUCACGGAGGCGCAGAUGUUCCGACAAAGGUUCAGCGACCAUAUUCGGACGACCAUGCUCUUUCAGGAUGGAUUGAGGCUCUGGGCGUGGAUCAGACUUAUCAACCACCACCGGAGCCUAUGCUCAAGCCAGUCGCGUGCUUUUUUGUCCAACCUAGGAUCGCGGGCCGACAGCCCGAAGACAACUACUUCCGCGCCGUAUACCUCAUGGAACGAAGCGUAAAGGAACUCGUAAGCGGAAUUGCAAUGAAGAUCCAUAUUGAACCAACAAAAGUCACCCGAACCAUCCGCGUCAACCAAAAGGGACUGCAGAUUCUCAUGGAUGACGAUGCGGUCAAUGGAAUACCAGAACAACAGGACAUGACAGCCGAGUUCCAUGAGAUUGGCACACCGCCAGCGCAGCCCCUGAAGCGAGAGUGGGACGCUGGCCCUACGGACAUCCAAGUCGAUGGAGACAUCGGCGUCGUCGAAAACGUCCACUCGACUGGGUACGAGCUCCGUCUUCUGUUCUAA